Agrilus planipennis (emerald ash borer) is the source of this 4098-nucleotide messenger RNA. Its product is annotated as lachesin-like. The record is from RefSeq and is a predicted model, not a curated record. The coding region runs from base 1 to 795 and encodes 264 amino acids. The transcript has 7 exons. Gene Ontology annotation, cellular component: neuron projection. Lineage: Eukaryota; Metazoa; Arthropoda; Insecta; Coleoptera; Buprestidae.
AUGGGGAAGGUUUGCGGAACAUUCAAACUUACCCCGUCUUUUGUUUCAGUUCCGCCAGACAUAUUGGACCAUUCGACCAGUUCGGAUGUGAUUGUGAGGGAGGGUGCAUCAAUAAGUUUACGAUGCGCAGCCCGCGGAUCUCCCGAGCCGACCAUUACCUGGAAAAGGGAAAAUAAUGAAAACAUAUACUUGCCUAAUGGACAACAAGUUGCAAGCUUCAGUGGUCCCGUUCUCAAUAUCACGCAGGUCAGCAGGAGGCAAAUGGGUCACUACCUGUGUAUUGCCUCAAAUGGUGUUCCGCCGUCUGUCAGCAAAAGAAUAACAGUCAUCGUCAAUUUUCCGCCAAUGAUAUGGAUUCAAAAUCAGUUAAUUGGUGCGCACGAGGGUCAAAUGGUUACACUGGAAUGCCAUUCAGAAGCAUAUCCGAAAUCAAUUAACUAUUGGACAAAGGACUCGGGAGAUAUAAUUGCCCAAAGUGCAAAAUACGAACCAACGAUAAUAGAAUCUUCGUACAAAGUGCAGAUGAAGCUGGCGAUAAAGUCGCUUAGUCACGGCGAUUACGGCAGCUACAAAUGCGUGGCAAAAAACUCUCUCGGCGACACCGAUGGAACCAUCAGGCUUGUUCAAAUUGCUAGGCCGACCGCCAUUCAUCAAACAACGGGUGAUCCGGACGGCGGCGAUAUGCCGCCGUAUAUGCUUAAGGGAGUCAUUGGGGAUGCACAUCGCGCUUCUGAAGCAAGCCAACUGAUGUUAAUCCUCUCAUGUGUAUUUCUUUUAAUAGUCGAGCAACAAUAAGUGCACCCAUGAAAACGUUUUGUACAAAGACUCGGCAGAUAUUGUACCUACUGUUGUAAUUUUAAAACUGUCUACAGUGAAAGAAAUAGAGUCAAUGUGGCUGUUUACUACUUCUUAUAAUCAUAUGGAAAGACGAUGGUGAUUUAAUGUGAACUACUAUUCCAUUUUCUUCUUAACCUAUUGACAAUAACCAAAAGUUCCAAGCCCAUUUUACUACUUGCAAUCCCACCUUUCUAAAACUAUACAAUUCUUGUUCGAUUACUCAAGUACUUACAUACCUACUGAAAAGAAAUAUUAAUGAUUUCAGUCGUGCAUAUUAACUGUUUCUAUGCAGGCAGACAGUCUAGUAGGAACAAGGGGGUAAAUAUAGGUACAGAAGGUGAAACUGCCCUUCUUAUUUUUUAAAUUACGUCAUAGAGAUAGCGUUCAAAAAUAUAUAGAAAUGUAGACCUCGGUAUAUACUUAUUUAGAAUUCCCGAAGGACGAAUACUUGCGUUGAAAAAAAAGACGGCGUACAGGGUUAAAACAGACAAAAAUUAUUGGAAAAAAAACAUGAAAUAUCUUGAUUGGUUCUAAUUAUUUCGGCAAAAGUAGGACACAUUCGUCUUUUCUAUCUAGCCUCUGCUCCUUGUGGGGUGUCCACUUUAUUAGAAACUUAACCCCCUUUAUUAUCCGAACAUGCUGCCAUUUUAGUUGAUAUCUCGUGCCCACUUCUCCGUCCAACAGAGAAAGGACUCUUUCGAAAGUACACAGGCCCGUUUAACCACACGCCAAACAUCCCCUAUACACUGCGGUGAACCUAUACAUAGGAAUUCAGCGCAUAUAAAGCUGAUUUAUGACCGCUUGCAAAAAACUGCGAAUUUUAGGUUAGAUCAAGUAUUACCCGGCAGUGACGUAGUACUUAGCAUCUAAAUAUUUUAACUCUUAUUCCACAAUACUCUGCACAAUAUACAAUUCAAAAAAUUGACCGACUUUACAUAAUGAUACAGCAUGUACUUUCGAAGGCGUCGUUAAGUCUAACCCUUUUCGUAUGUACGACUUAUAUCAUCGAUUUCUUACCCCCUCUUUCUACCAAUGUCGGAUUUAGGGCCGGAUGUAGUCGGGGCAUCCUCUAAAUAUAAAUAUAAUUUGACAACACGUAUUUGUUUUUUUUUUAUUACGAGAAGAAUUUGAUGAUGACCUUUGAUUUGGCCUUAUGAUGAUGACGAGAAGAAUAAGUCUAAUCAAUAAGAUUUUAGGAAAGCCUUCAAACAAACAUAUAUUAUUUUAGGUGAAAUUCACGGAUCGUUAACUGACUUAAAAUAUUAAGAUAAAAUUCUGAAUCCGACACUGUUAUAUACCUAUCAUCUGUUUGUAUUUCCCUUUAAUAAGAGUUGUUCCAGUGUUAUGUGUCCAUAUAAAUAAUAGUGCGUUCAAGAAAUGGAUUAGCGAGGUGAAAAUUUAUGUGUUUCGUUAAGUGAUGGUCUCAGCACGAGUACUUACCACUCAACUACCAGAUGGGCAAGAAUGCGGCAAGAUGCCAUUAUAAAACGGUAUGAAGACGUCUAGAUUUAUUAUUAGUGUUUAUACAUAGAUGGAACGGUUGGAAAGACUAAACUGAAGUUUAUGUACUUAGAUAUUUAGUGCAAACGACGGAAGUACGUAUUACUAUUAUGUAGCGGACGAUAGAAAUACGAAAGCUUCGCUUUCAACGAGCUUUUAGUCGUGAAAGUGACUUGAUGAUUGCUAAGGGAGAAAACGCAAAUUGGUGUAAAAAGUUUUAUUACAACUCGGUCUUACGAUUACUUUUAUUGCUCUGGCGUUUUAGUAAAAGUAAAGUAUGAGUGUCCAUAAAAAUAUAAGAAAUUCUCUCUCAAACACAGCGAAAAUAGAAUUCUCUUAUACAAACGAAUUCUAUAAAUUAUUAUAAUGCACAAGUCGCAUCUAUUGAAGUUUUUUGAAUUUAAUAGUUCUCAUUACAAUUGUUUCGCUACACCGUAGCUUCACCAAGGAACGACAUACGUUAUUUAAAUGUCAGUGUAAAACGAUCAUAAAAAAAAAAUUUGUUGACGGGGUUGUGCAAAUUCUCUUCUAAAAGCUCUGAUGUUUUAAGUAUUAAAAUAAAUGAAUUAUGGAUACGAUACAUAUUAAUUGUAGCGAAUUUAUUAUCCUUCAGUAGAGGUUAUUGUUUAUUCGCUGGGUUUAUACUGAAAACAGGGUAAAAUUCACACCCUACUAAUAAAAAUGACCUCUAGUUAUAAUUGAUUUAUGAAAACAAUUGAUUAAUCCCUUGAGAGAAUAUUGACUUAUAUUACGAACAAUGGACACUCGAUUAGAGCUUGUUUUUUUAUAAUUAUCUCACAAACUAAAAGGAUAUUGACAGUAAACAAACGAAGAAAUAAAAUUAAUAUCUAAUGCAUUAUCUUUCAUACGGAAUAUUAAAGUAUAUCUAUAACCGCUUGACGAAUUUAAUUUAUUUAGAUGAAAAAUACAACUUAAUUUCCGUGUGGUGUUUGCCCUGUCCUUUACACAGUAGCAAACGUUUCUCCCUGCUUAACAUAUGUCAUCUUCAGUUAGUUCCGUAUUAUUUAAAUCCAUAUGUUAUAUUGGUAUCGCACACCAUAGCGUGUGGAACUCACUAAAGAUAUCAUCUCCUAAAUAUAGCGAAACAUUUGAAGUUAAGAAAAAGACACAGUAAAAUACCAUCACCCACAAACUCAACCAGUUUCAUAGAUAUUUAUUUAUUCAUUACAUUGAAGUAGUUUAUGUAAAACAUUCUGUGCUGUUCAUAUGAAGUAUUACAAAGUCUAUGCAGUAUACAUUUACCUAUUUUAUCUUUAAGGGUUGCUGUAAAGUAAGAAAAGAUUUUGCCAGAUUUGGAAUAAGGAAGGUACCUACUUACUACAUUGAACACUUUUUACUUUCCAUAAAACUGUGUUUAUGACUUACGUUUUUUUAUUACUUCAGUUGCAAACGUAAAUUUUUUAUUCUGCCGUUUCGUGAUAGUUGCUGCAUUAAUACGAAAAGUAAGAACAAUAUUAAAUUUCAUCAGAAAGCUUCUAAAAUAAAUUCAACAAAUGCCACUACAGUAACUAAUAAGCACAUGUUUUUCACCUAUUUCAGUUAAUGAUAUAAAUAAAAGUACCUAUUGAUGACAGUGAAAUAUUAAAUUUUCAAAAAAUUCUUGUUUUUACAAUUAUCGUCCAGGAUAGAGUUCAAAAAAUCAUUGAUUGACGAUUACCUUCUCAUAAAGUUAAUACUGUUCCAGGAUCUUUUUAAUAAAAUAACUAAUAAAAUAAUUCGAAGUGGUCUGUAUUCUGUCGA